Messenger RNA from Ostreobium quekettii, 1002 nucleotides. The record is from the annotation of a GenBank genome assembly. NCBI's taxonomy places the organism in Eukaryota, Viridiplantae, Chlorophyta, Ulvophyceae, Bryopsidales, Ostreobiaceae.
AUGAACGCCAUGAGGGGAUUGCCGAACAUAUCCCAGUCCCCCCGCCUCCGUCCUUCCGCACCCGUCCCCUGGCUCCCCCACCGUCGGCCUCGCUCUGCCCAUAUCUCGGCGUCGCGUGUCCGGCCGUCCCAAAUCACUGCAACUGAUCGCCAGGCGACGAUCGAAGAUCGGCUCAUGUCGUGCUGGACCGGCGCGCUGGCAGCGUCGGCGGCGAUCGCGCUGGCGGCGUCGCUGUUCCCGGGCGCCGCGGCGGCGGCCGAGUACAAGAAGGGCGGCGAGGACCUGUUCGACCCCAUGCGGUACACGGGGCGAUGGUACGAGGUUGCGUCGCUGAAGCUGGGCUUCGCGGGGGAGGGACAACAGGACUGCCACUGCACGCAGGGGAUCUACACGCCCAAGCAGAUGUCAAAGGGGAAGAUAGCUCUGGAGGUGAGCACAUUUUGUGUUCAUGGCAGCCCGCAGGGCCGUGUCUCUGGAAUCCAGGGCCAAGUAUCGUGCGCCCCUCCAGCCGAGCUCAAGAUGAAUCCUGCCAUUGAGACCGCACUGGAGAGGAAAGAGAUGAUAGAGGAGAAGUGCGUUCUGAGGUUCCCAGCCAUUCCCUUCAUUCCCCCAGAGCCAUAUGAUGUCAUCAGGACAGACUAUGACAAUUAUGCCCUUGUGCAGGGUGCUGUGGACACCAGCUUUGUGCAGAUCUAUUCAAGGAAGCCCAACCCUGGGAAGAAGUUCAUAGAGCAGCAAAAAGCAUUCCUAGCUGACUUUGGGUAUCCUGUUGGUGCCAUCCGCGACACCCCACAGGACUGCCCAGUGGUGCCCAUCGACGCGCUGACGAGCGCUAUGGGGGAGGGAACGACAAUGGAGUCGAUGAUGAAGAACACGAUGCCCAGCAGUGUCAAGUUAUCAGACAUACCAGGCGUGGAGUUCGCCGGGCCAAGGAAUGCGCUUGAAAGUGUGAAGGAUUUUGUCACACUGCUGAAGCGAGAGGAAGGUACUACAUUAGAGUAA